AUGCCUUCCUUCAAAUCUUCCGACAUUCCUGACCUGACCGGCCGCGUCGCCAUCGUCACUGGUGGUAACAGUGGUCUCGGCGAGGCUUCGUGCCUCGAACUCGCUCGCAACGGUGCUAAAGUGUACAUGGCUUCGCGCACCGAGUCCAGAGCGCAAGAGGCGAUUUCCAAGAUCAAGCAAGCGGUGCCCAAAGCAGACAUCCACUUCUUGCAGCUCGACCUCACCGAACUUGCUGCGGUUCGCAAGGCGACCCAAGACUUCUUGUCGCACGAAACGCGCCUCGACAUCCUGCUCAAUAACGCCGGGGUCAUGUCGACACCCUACACCUUCACCAAGGACGGCCUCGAGCUGCAGGUGGGCACCAACGUCAUAGGCCACUACCUGUUCACCAUGCUGCUGCUGCCGACGCUCUACCAGACGUCCAAGCUACCGGAGUACGCCGAGCCGGACUCGCCAACAGUGCGGAUCGUCCAAGUCGCGAGCUUGGCCCACGCGAUGUCUCCUUCGGAUACGAGCUUCAAAGACCUCGAGGCGGUGAACAAGCAGCACUGGCCCGAAGUCAAGGGAACCUGGGAUAGGUAUGCUAAGAGCAAGCUCGGCAACAUCCUGAUCGCCAACGAGCUCGCGAAAUUGCUGCCCAAAGACGCGCGCAUCACCAGCAUCUCGGUCCACCCUGGUGUCGUGCGCUCCGGCCUCCUCCGCGGCGUGAACGAGUCGUACGGCGUGGUCGUCGCCGCCAUCAACUCGUUCACUAGCCGCUUCUUCACCAGUGCUGAAGACGGCGCGCUCACCCAGCUGUACGCUUGUACAUCGCUCGAGGUGGACCGUCUCAAUCUGAACGGUGCCUAUUUGGUGCCGGUGGCCAAAGUGGGCAAGAAGAGCAAGUUGGCUCAGGACAAGGAUGGAAAACUCGGCACCGAGCUGUUUAGCUUCUGCAACGCCUUCAUCAAGGAGAAGCUUAGCGUUGAUCUCGCUGCCGACUUGGAAAAGAGCGGUCUGCAGCUGCCUCAAAGCCAUCUCUAG
Messenger RNA from Sporisorium graminicola, 1023 nucleotides. RefSeq lists its product as uncharacterized. The coding region runs from base 1 to 1023 and encodes 340 amino acids. NCBI's taxonomy places the organism in Eukaryota, Fungi, Basidiomycota, Ustilaginomycetes, Ustilaginales, Ustilaginaceae. The transcript has 2 exons. The record is from RefSeq and is a predicted model, not a curated record.